CCCGCACACCUCCCGCAUCCCGCUCGCCCCGCGCGGUGGCGGCUGGCCGGGUGGUUCGCCCGCUCCCGGGCUUCGCUGGGGCUGCACCGGCCGAUUCAGCCUCUCCCCCAACCCCCCCCGGGCAGGGCAGGGCAGGGCAGGACCGGGGCAGGCUUCCCCGGUCACCCCCCGGCAGAGCCUGAUGUCCGCCGCGCCCGUCCGAUCCCCGACGCUGCGGCCGCACAGGAUGAAGAAAGACGAAUCGUUCCUGGGCAAGCUAGGCGGGACCCUGGCGAGGAAGAAGAAAGCCAAGGAGGUGAGUGACCUCCAAGAAGAAGGUAAAAAUGCUAUCAAUGCACCAAUGAACCCAAGCACCAUGGACAUCCAUCCGGAAGACACACUAUUAGAGGAGAACGAGGAACGCACUAUGAUUGAUCCUAACUCAAAAGAAGACCCCAAGUUCAAAGAACUGAUCAAGGUUCUAAUUGACUGGAUCAAUGAUGUGCUGGUGGAGGAGAGAAUCAUUGUCAAACAGCUUGAAGAGGAUCUUUAUGAUGGGCAGGUGCUGCAAAAGCUGCUGGAAAAAUUGGCUGACCGUAAACUGAAUGUGGCAGAAGUGACACAAUCUGAGAUUGGCCAGAAGCAAAAGUUGCAGACAGUCCUAGAAGCUGUCCAUGAUUUGCUCCGACCCCAUGGCUGGACAAUCAAGUGGAACGUUGACUCAAUCCAUGGCAAGAAUCUGAUUUCCAUCCUUCACCUUCUGGUAGCUUUGGCAAUGCAUUUCCGGGCUCCCAUUCGACUGCCUGAACACGUGGCUGUACAAGUGGUAGUUGUACGGAAACGUGAAGGCCUCCUUCAGACCACUCAUGUUACAGAGGAGCUGACGACUACGACAGAGAUGAUGAUGGGAAGAUUUGAGCGUGACGCCUUUGACACACUGUUUGAUCAUGCACCAGACAAGCUCAGCGUAGUCAAAAAGUCUCUGAUCACCUUUGUGAACAAACACUUGAAUAAACUGAAUUUGGAAGUAACAGAGUUAGAAACCCAGUUUGCAGAUGGUGUUUACUUGGUUUUGCUCAUGGGUCUCCUUGAAGACUAUUUUGUUCCACUUCACAACUUCUACUUAACACCUGAAAGUUUUGAUCAAAAGGUCCAUAAUGUUGCCUUUGCUUUUGAGCUGAUGCAAGAUGGAGGACUGAAGAAACCAAAAGCUCGCCCUGAGGAUGUUGUCAACUUGGAUCUGAAGUCUACCCUCAGGGUUCUAUACAACCUGUUCACAAAGUACAAGAACAUUGAAUGAUCCUGGAAGCUGCUGAGGUCUUCAUCCCUCCAGCCUCCUUAGGCAGAUAUUACAAUAAACACACCCUCUGCACGCUCCCGUUGUGCCUUAUGCUGUACUUCAUGCAUCCUUUUUACAGUUGCUGUGUCUUUCUGUAGCUGUUUGUAUGACAAUCCCACUAAAAAUAAUGCACGUGUAUUCUCUAGGUCACUUGAAAAUGUGUAGAUAUUUCACACCUUCACCGGAAGAAACUGUUGAGUCUGAUGUUUGUUAUGGUCAACAAAUAUUCUUUUGAUAAAGGAGAUAUACCACUAACUACUUUAGUAAGCAGGGAAAAUGUGAUGUUCCUCAUGGCUGGAGACUAUUUGAUUCUUCAAUAGGCUUUCUUUUGCAUACUCCUUGGUUGCAACUGGCAUUUGAUGAUUUUCCAGGCUUAAAUGUUAGCAAUAGAAAAUCAGCAUUGGAAUUUAUUUAGAAGCUGAGCCUUUUCUGUUAAAUAAGGUUUUGUAUGUUCUGUUGAGUGGGUGGGACUGAGGGGAAUUACAGGCUCUAUCUGAAGCUAAAGGCAAAAGCUUCAGAUCUUAUGUUAACCUCAUGCUACUCAGUGUUACUUCCAUUCAGUGUUUACACAGACUAAGUCUCACAAUGGCAUGACCAGCUAGUCUUUUGAUAUCUGUUUUUUAUUUCAUCUCCUUUCUAGGAUAAAUUUGAUUGCUAGAGCCACUGUCAUCCAUUAAGCAUGCAGCUUCAACCAGGUCAGUCAGGAGCUGGUCAAAGAGGUACAAGCUGGCUUACUGCAUUUUGCUCCCAGUCCUUUCUGUAACAUACACAGGGAAUGAUCAGCUUGAGAGUUUAAAGGCUGACUCUUCAUUUCACGUAGCUAAGUUAAAGGGUCAGGUUCAUUCCUGUUAAGAGUUACUUGCAGUUGUACAGUUCUGGGGAUCAGGCUUUUGUAAAGAAUUUUUAAUGUAGAUUCAUUCCUAAAGAGUAAAACUGAAUUCCUGUGUAAAUAAGAGCUUGCCUGUACUUAUGGCUUGCACUGGGCUAUGCAUAUAUAUAUGUGUGGUAUACAUAGUGCAAGCCAAAGGUUAGCACUCAAGUGUGAAGCUUUUCAGUGAUCAGUGAUGCUUCGAACUCAUUUCAGCAAGUUGCCCUUUGCCAUCCCAAGAAAUACUCUGCUGGGCACUGGCCUAUUCCUGUAAUCUUUUAAGCUGUUAUGGAUUUUAGUGUGAAUCUGUUUUUUUAAAAGGAUUGCUAGAUUUAUUCAGUAAACUCCAGGUAUCCCAUCAUUCUUAACAGGUUUCAUCUGUAGAGAGUUGUUGGCUGGUGAUUUGCUAGGUGCAGCAGUGUGUACAAGGAGGCUGUGCUGGAACAUGAGCCUCUGAGUAGACUUUUGAGGAGAGCUCUGCAAAGGAAAUGGAAUUAUAACUUCCAGAGUAAAUGAUUAGUGGAAUAUGUAUAUAGUAGCAGUCCUUUGCUUGGAGCGUAUAGGGGAGAGAUUUGACUAGUGCUUUUAUGUAUCAGAGCAGCAAUUCUUUUAUGGGCAGCUGUGAUUUUUUGUGAAACAUCAGGCAGAGUGCCCCAAAGAGGAGGCAGGUAGUAAUGCUCUGCUCCAUGGGCUUACUUGAGUCCUGUUGUAAGUAGACAUCUUCUUUCCCUAAAAAUGGAUUUCUUACACCAAACAGUUACCCUUCUGAGUUCAAAAGGAAACAUGCUGUUUGAGUGGCAUAAUUUUACAAUUGGGAUUUUCUCCUUCCAUCCUCAAACAUUUUUGAAUCUUAAAGAGGAGAAAGGAGCUUCUGUUUCUUUGUUUCAUAUUUUUGGGUUGUGAGUUCUUGUAUUUGAAUUAAUUGGGUCACCUCCUCUCACACCUCCAAAACAAAGAUGGAAGGAAGUUGCCCUUUCUUUCCAUGAAAAAUUCUUAUCUCCUCUGCUCUGUAAGUUUCUGUGGGGAAUCAUUGCUUGCCUGUACUUUAGGAGGUAGCUGGCCUCUCAAUAUUUAGGCAGAGCCUACAGCAAUUGGACUUGAAUUGCAAACAGUUCUACUUGAUUUUAGCAUGACUAGCAAUUUUUACAGAGGAGGUACUAAGACCAGGUGGUUCAGUGCUCCUGGCAAGUUAAUGAAAUUGGUCUAUCUUUUUGUGCUGUGAAAUAAGGGUAUUGUGAGGCUGGAAGGUGACUGAACUGAAAGGUCUCUCAAACUUUCAUUUUAAUGCAGUGCUGUUUGUGGGAACCAAGUCUGUUAAAGAGCUGUCAUUCCAGCCACCUCCCUUCAGGUGAUGCGGAAGUGCUAACGCUGUUUAUAUUCUUUGAGUUGCUGGGAAAGGCCUCCAGAGAAUCUAGUUUUUUAAAUUGCAAGCAAUAUUAGUAUCAAAAGCUAACAGAAAAUAGAGAGAGGAGGCUGGUAAGAGCAGUUUGGCUUUGGAAGAGGGAAUGGCUGUUUCUGAGAUGGAAUUAUACGGGUGGCAUCUUCAUUGCAUGUGAGCAGAUGUGAACAUACCACCAAGUUUUAAAGAGUCUCUUUAAUUGAAUUAUGUGUUUCUGGUCACUCUGAGUCUCUCCUCUACAACCUGAGGCAUCUCUUUCAGCAUUCCUCACAUUAGUAUCUCUGUCAGUCAAGACUGCAGGCUUGAUGCCCUGAACAAGUUGGGGGCAGGUGACAUACCCUGUUUUGUUAUGUUUUUAAGUCUGUUGUUAAAUGUUGCACAGGGAAAAUACAUUUUGCGUUCCUUGGCUACUUGUUGCCUAGCCAGCUCUCUCUUCAUAUAGAUGCUGUAUUUAUUGUUAACCAGAUUUGGAACAGGGUGGAUUUAACUGAGCUGGAGCUUCAUCCCAAUCAGUCCAGUUUCCAGGCAGAGCAAUGUAGGUAAAGCUUCUUUAAACACCUGCUUUUGUCAUGCAUUUCUGUUAUAGGUGCAUGAUACUUACUUUUUUCCUCUGAAAAAGAUAAGUGAGCAUUAUAGCUGUAAUUCAUGAACUCUUUAUUCUUUGUCUUACUGAAAUUUUAGAUAGGUUCCCUGGGUGCCACUGUGGUAGAUCUAAAUGCUGUUGAGUUCAUCUGGAAUGCUGAAUUCUCUGCAGCAUUAAAGCUUCCACAUUUGUAUAAGUGCUUAAUGAAAGUCUGUCUUUUCCAGUGUGUACAAUUUGGCUUUUAGGUGCAUCUGCUUGCUGUACUCAGUUCCAGUGAGCUAUAUUACCACCGAAGAAGCCCAGAUACUCCUCCGCUGCAUCCUGUUUUUCCAGAUGAAAAAACAACAGUGGCAGAUUUAUUUUUUUUUAAUCCGUUUAAAUCUUAUAGGAUUUCUUACCCUUGUUCCUCCAGUGCUUUCAGUAUUAAUGUGUUUUUAAAGAGUAUUUUCUACUGUUUUUAACAUCAUUUACUCUGGAUUUCUAACUACUAAAAACGAGCCUUGCAGAUAAAAUUUUAAACUUGUCAUUUGCUGGAGACAUCCAGCUUUGUGACAAGAGUUGUGUACUGUAAGCAAGUUACAAUGCAAUGCUAUGUUUGCUAAAACUCACAGCAGGAGUGUUAUGCAUGGUUUAUGACAGUUGUACUAUUUAUUCAAAUAAAUAAAUAAUGAUCA
Molecule: messenger RNA, 4842 nt
Organism: Apus apus (common swift)
Lineage: Eukaryota; Metazoa; Chordata; Aves; Apodiformes; Apodidae
Gene: PARVB
Product: parvin beta
Exons: 13
Coding region: 182-1279 (365 amino acids)
Biological process (GO): substrate adhesion-dependent cell spreading; actin cytoskeleton organization; lamellipodium assembly
Cellular component (GO): actin cytoskeleton; lamellipodium; cytoplasm
Molecular function (GO): actin binding
Source: RefSeq, a predicted model, not a curated record